Molecule: messenger RNA, 1599 nt
Organism: Aspergillus steynii IBT 23096
Lineage: Eukaryota; Fungi; Ascomycota; Eurotiomycetes; Eurotiales; Aspergillaceae
Product: putative GABA permease
Exons: 5
Coding region: 1-1599 (532 amino acids)
Biological process (GO): transmembrane transport
Cellular component (GO): membrane
Molecular function (GO): transmembrane transporter activity
Source: RefSeq, a predicted model, not a curated record
AUGGCAGACACACCGGUGAAGGGCGCCCACGUGCGCAACGAGGAGCAGCUUGUCGCGACGACGGGAUUCCAUCAGCUGGAGUUAGAAGCCAGUGGGAAAGAAGGUAUCGAAAGUGGCACCGGGUUCGAUCAGGAUGACAUGACGCGUAUGGGAAAGCCGCAAGAAUUCAAGAGAAAUCUCCGACCGUUAGCAGCGCUGAGUUUUGCGUCGGUUCUUCAAGCGACCUGGGAGUUUAUCUUGAUUUCGAACUAUGAAGGUCUUUUGGAUGGUGGGCUUGCAGGGUUGUUUUGGACGUAUGUUUGGACGUUCGUUGGGUUUGGGUUUAUCAUUGUUUCGCUGUCGGAGAUGGCAUCAAUGGCACCUACGUCUGGCGGACAGUACCAUUGGGUGUCCGAGUUUGCUUCACCACGGUAUCAGAAGUUUCUCAGUUAUAUCACUGGCUGGAUGUCCGUCCUUGCAUGGCAAGCAGGCGCCGCCUCCGGCUCGUUCUUGACGGGAACCAUCAUCCAGGGACUCAUCAGUGUGCGCAACCCCGACUACGAGCCCCAGAAAUGGCAGGGGACAUUAUUCGUCUUCGCGAUGAUUCUGAUCAUCUAUUUCUUCAACGUCUACGCUGCCAGCUGGAUGCCUCGUAUCCAGAACCUACUCCUCGCCCUUCACAUCCUCUGCUGGGUCGUGGUGAUCGUCGUUCUCUGGGCCAUGGCGCCUCGCCAGCCCGCAAAGGCCGUAUUCACCGAAUUCAGCACCCUCGGGGGAUGGAAUAACGUCGGCCUGGCCUUAAUGAUCGGUCAGAUCUCCGCUAUUUACGGUUCACUCAGCUCCGACGCGACCGCCCACAUGUCCGAGGAAGUCCGCGACGCCGGCCGUUACGUCCCCAUCGCCAUCGCCUGGGGGUACUUCAGCAACGGCCUCAUGGCGCUGAUCCUCAUCAUCACCCUUCUCUUCGCUAUGCCAUCCGUCCAGGCCGCCCUGGACGACCCCACCGGCUUCCCAUUCAUCUACGUCUUCGCGCAAGCCGUCCCCGAAGCUGGCGUCAACGGCCUCACAGCCAUCAUCCUCAUCCCUGUCAUCUUCAGCAACAUCCUCUUCAACGCCUCGACGGCUCGUCAGACCUACGCGUUCGCGCGCGACAAGGGCCUCCCAUUCUCCAGCUGGAUCAGCACCGUCAACGCCAAGCGCAAGCUCCCCGUCAACGCGAUCGGCCUGUCCUGCGUCAUCUCCGGCCUUCUGUCGCUCAUCAAUAUCGGCUCCGAAACGGCCUUUAACGCCAUCAUUUCCCUCAACGUGGCGGCGCUAAUGUGGACCUACGCCGUCUCCAUCACCUGCGUGAUGUGGCGCAAGAUCUACCACCCGGAGACGCUCCCUGUGCGGCGCUGGAGUCUGGGUAAAUACGGCGUGUGGGUGAAUGCCGUGGCGCUGCUGUAUACGCUGUUUGCGCUCUUUUGGUCCUUCUGGCCGACGGAGAUCCCGGUGACGUUGGAUAGCUUUAACUGGAGUGUUGUGUUGUUUGUGGGCAUUUUUAUCAUCAGUUUGGUGAUGUAUGUUGUUAUGGGGAGGAGGGUGUAUAAGGGGCCGGUUGUGGAUGUGAAGAGGGACUGA